AUGAGACAUAUUUAAUUGGGAAUGAAAAGAAAGAGAUGUAUUUAAAUUUAGAGAUAAUUGAAGUAAAUUAAUUUAAUAAUGUAAGACGAUUAAAAACUUUAUUCAAUCAUAUUUCCUGAUUCUAAUCUAUAAUCUGUAAAUCAGGUGCCUUUUUUCAUAAGGGAUUACGAAAUCAAUCGGAAACAGAUUUAUUGCUCAGCUUAUUCAAACGAAUUGCUAGUUUUAGGACAUUAUAGUAAUUAGAAUUGCAUUUCGAUAGUCGAUGUUGUGACGAGAAACUACAUAAUUUAAUACACGAAUUUGAAUAAUUAAGGAUGCAUUGUUACCGCUGUUGCAAUAGGAUAUUAUAACAAUUAUAUUUUAGUCGGAACACAAAAGGGAAGAUUGGAAAUGUAUUAAUUAUGCAAUUCAAUAAAAUAAUACGAUAUUCUGAAACAGAUAGAGAUUAUAAAAUUUAGUGAAACGUAAAUUUAGAAUAUUUUUUUAACCAAUGGCGAUUUAGCUAUAGUAAUUGAUUUGAGCAGCAUAAAAUGUUUUUAUAUAAAUUAGUUGACAUAAUCAGUAUAGAAAUAGCCAAAAGAAGUGAGCAACAAAUAUUAACUGUUAUAAUAAGAUAUAGAGACAAUAACUGAAAAGUUUGUAGUUGGUAUAAGUGCAAGUUCAUAUUGUCAUGAGACGAACCAGUUGGUAAUUUCAUUAGGAGAUAGUUCUAUGGUGGUCUACACUUUUAUAGGGGAAGAUAUAAACUCUAAUUUAAGGACAGCAAAAGUGUAUGUGAUUGAACCUUUUGAAAUAAUAAAUAAACUAACAAUCAGUAAUGAUGGGCGAUUAUUGGCAGUAGCUUAAUGCAGAAUGGUAAAUGGUUUGGAAUACAAAAUCAGCAUAGUGGAUUUAAAUAGAAAAGGGAAGGUAAUUAAGAAGUAUCAAUUUUAUGAUGGUGCAGAGGUAUUUGAUAUGAAAUUCUUUCCAAUUCAGAAUAAAUUAUAUGUGGUUGUAAACACAGGAUAAAUAUUUAUUGUCGAUAUUGAUCAAAUUAACGACGAACGAUUAUAUCUUUAAAAUUUGAGUGAUGUAACUAAAUAAAUUUAUCCCUUAAGUCAUUAUUAGGAAUUUCCAAACUUAUUAUAGAUAUCAGAGAAUGGUCUAAUAUAGAUUAUCUCUUAUGAUACACAAAAAAUAGAUCAUUUAGUUUAAAUGCCAUUCCUCUAUUUUAUUGAGUUGAAACUCUAGGAGAUGUUCAAUUACAAACCCUUAUUACAACAAUAUUUCUAAUCCUCAUUUUACAUUGGAUUUUCAGGCAUUGACAAGAAAACUCAAUCUGUACAAUAGAUAAUGUUGAAUGGAGAAUAGUACUUUGAACCAUUAUAUGAUGGAAUUCUAAAGAUGAGUGAGUUUCGAGAAUUCUACAAAGCAGAAUUCCAAGAGAGGUUGAGACACAGAAGGAAGAAAUAUGAAUUAAGAAUAUAGAUAUUAGCAUGGUCAUUGAAUAGUGUUAAACAAAAUCUAUUGCCGUAAUCUUUUGGAAUGGGUAUCCCAUAAUAAAUAGAUUUGAAAAAGAAUGAAAGUGAAAAACAGGAAAUAAGAAAAUAGUCAAAGUAGAAGAAGAAAAAGCAAUUCAUGAAAAUAGAGUAGUUCUUUGAUACUGCCCAAGAUACAGAUAAUAAAAUGUUCUUGUAUCUAAGCGAUCUCGCUGAUGCCUAUCUCAGAUAAUAUAAUGAUUUGAAACUAAGUGAUGAUAGAUACUUAGUUAUUUCUAAACUUUUAUAGAAUUUGCAGUACUAAAAUUUAACUAUGUUACUUCUGGGAAAUUGCUCAUUAUUAUUUGAUGUGAAACUCCCUUUUAAAGAGUAUAUCAUUGAUUUGAUCAACAAAGUCGAUAGAUUAAGUUACCUAGAUCUCAGUAAUAACAAAAUUACCUUUGAAGAUAUCAAAAAAAUAACUCGUCUGACUUAAUUGAAAUAUUUAGAUUUAUCUAGUAAUUAUCUUGGGAAUCAGACUAAGAAACCUAUGAUGAAAUAAAAAAUGAGAUAUCAAAAUCUAGAAAUGGCUAAUGAUGAUGAAUAAUAAUUGAUUCCUGAAGAUGAUUACUCAUUUUAUAGAUUACUUUUUUAAAAGAUUCCAAUUGUCAAUUUAAGAAAUAAUCAAUUUACUGAUGAGGAAGGUUGUAAAUUAUUGAGGACACUUGAAAAUAAUGAAGAUUUGAGGGUGCUGGAUAUUUCUGGCAAUUUACUCUUUAAAGAAUAAACUAGAAAUCAAUUAGAAAUGUUGAUUAAAAAUAAGAAUCUAAUUAUGAAGAAUACCUAAACAUUAAUAAUUGAAUUUAGUGAAGAAUUGUCUGAAUCAACAAUGAAAUAAUUUACAAAACAAAUUAUAGAAAAAUUCACUUUGCAAUUAUCUGAAGAAUAAAAGUUAGUUAAAAAUUCUGAUGUGGAAGCUUUUGAAUAACAAGUUUAAGAGGAAAUUCCAAUGAAUUUUUACUUAUACAUUGUAAAUUCCAAUUAGAACUACUAUUGGGAUUAAUCACUAUUAUAAUUGUACGAAAGACAAGAUGAAGGAUAAGUAGAUGAAAUUAAAACAUGCUUUUGUGCUUUUUUCAUGAUCUAUGUUAAAAUGUGUGUGGAUUUGUAUUAAAACAUUUAAGCCAAUUUUGUUGAAUGUUUAAAAUAGUGUUUUUGUUCUAUUUAUUUUGUUUAAAAAUACCUCUUAUGCUGUUAUUGUGUAUUUUUGCAAAGUAAUUAUGGAUCCUUUAUCACUCAUCUUUUAGGUAUUAAGACUGCUGAUUAUGAAUAUAACAACAAGAAGGAUGAUCUCAAAAAACACCUUGAAAAUAGUAAGUAUCCAUUAAAUAUAUUAUUUUGGAUUAACUUUUUAGCAUUUUAUUUCAUUUGCGUAUUCGUACCCGUGUAUUUUGUACUUGCGUGCUCAGGACAUUAAUGGACAGGACAUUUUAUAUAUUGCGGUUAUGCAUUUCUAGUUUGUUUAUUAGAAAUCAGAUUGGCAAAGACUUGCAUAGAUCACGAAAUUACUCAUGCUGAGUUUUCAAAUGGUCCUUAUUGGAAGAGAGCAAAUAGCAAGGAUUUGUUUUUAAGUUAAAUGGCUAAGUUUGAUGUUUAUUCUGAUAUUUGUUUUAUUACUACUGUGAUGACAUGUGGGGAUAACACUGCCAUAGGAUAUUGUGCAAUAGCUAUUAUGGCUUUAACAUUGUCUACAACUAUGUUUCAUAUCUUAAGUUUGUUAUUAUCGAGAUAAGAUGGAGAUGAAAAUUAUAUUGACUAUUUAUGCAAUUAUUGCUCUUUUGUUGAAAUUCAUUUAGUGGGUUCAUUAUUAGAAAAAUGGACAAUAUAAAAUACAACCAACUUUUUAUGGAUGAAAGGAAUUCCAAAUAGAGUUUAUGCAGCUACAUUUAGAACAUUUGCAGAAGAUUUGCCAUAAUUUUUAUUAUAGGUCAUUUACUUAUUUCUGAAUCCAAACAAAAAGUCAAUAGAAAUUCUUAUGCUUUCCUUAGCAUCAUCAACUAUUUCAAUUAUAAUUUCAGUCACUAAAUCAUUGACGAUAACCAAAGCCAAUAGAAUCAAUGACAUUAUUAUGAUGAAUGAAGUGAAAACAAAGCUAGGAUUACAUAAGGAAGUUACAGAUCCAAAAUUAAAUGAAGAGCUGAUUCAAUUUCUUCAUGAUUAUUAUUAGAAUUUUGAUGGAGAAGAACAUGUUCAAGUAUUAUAAUAUGGCAUGACAGAUACUAAAUAUUUAAGAAAACCCAUGGAGCACACUACAAACAUUAGAACAGUCAAAGGAUAAAAAUAAUCAAUUAAAAUCAUUAAGGGAAUAUCUAUGUUGGUUGAACAAUAACAAUAAACACAGUAAAAACCAUUACCAAUGAUCAAGAAUCCAACUCAGGCUCUGGAUUAUGAAAAAUUGGAUUUCUUUGAGCCAUAUUUGUUUUUAAUGAACAGCAAUUAAGCUAAGUUAAUUUAGAAAUUAUAUCAAAGGGGAUAGGAGAUGCAUCCUGAAAUUGCAUAAGUACUAUUAGAAUUAGAGAUACAAGAUUACGUGGAUAAUGUCCCUUCAUUUUAAAAUGAAUAUGAGAGAUAUGAUUUUGCAGAGGGAAGUUUCAUUGAAAGUUUUGAUGUUUAGAUCAAAAUCUUAGAGACUAUUUAUAAAUAUGUGAAGAAAGACUUAAAUAAAGAAUUAUAAAUAUUGGAUAUUGGUUGUGGAAGUGCAUUUACAGCAACAGCCAUACUCAAAUUGUUGGAGAAACUAAAACCAAAAGGAACAUACAAAAUUUUAUGCCUUGAUCAUAUUCCUUAAAUAUUAGAAAGAGCUAAGAAUGUCAUUGAAAUGGGAUUUGAGGACUUCCUGCAAAAUAAAAUAAUUUAAUUUGAUAUCUAUGAUUGCCGAAACUCAUUAAUGCAAUUUGGACAAUUUGACAUUGUUAAUUAUGGCUUUGCUGUUUAUUAAGCAGAUAAUAAAUUAGUUAAAUAAGACGGAAUUGCUAUAGUACCCUUGAUUACUUUAACACCUUAAGAACAUGAAUACUAUGCUUUAUAAAGGUAUAAAGAUUAAGAAGAUGAGCUCAUAAAUUUAAAUUUAGAAGCGUAAUCAGGGUAACUAGUUGCAAAAGAAUUGUAAUUCCCAGAUCUAUAUCAAUACUUCGAAAUCAGGAAAGGAGAGUAAUGUAAUCUGUGUAAUAAAUCUAUCAUUAAUUAAGGAUAAUUCUAUUCACCAUGGUUAUGCAGACAUUAUUGCAUUGAGUGUGGAUAAUAAGAUGAUGAUAAAAUAGAACUAUAAGAAUUCAAGAUUCUAAGUAAUUUAGUAUUUGUACCAUCGUGUGCAACUGACGAAGAAAUGAAUAGAUUAAGCUCAUAUAAAUUUGGACACAACUUAUUCCCUAAAAAGAAUCAAUAACUGAAUAAGUAUCAUCCCAUAGAUUGUCAUCCAUGUUAAAGAGAAAAAGGAGAAGAAAAAGAUUUUGACCCAUUACCUAGAUAUAUUUGCUUAAAUUGUAGACCAGGCAAAUUUGAUGGCCAACAUGUUGAUAUUUGUUAUGAAUGUGCCAAAUGUUUUAUUGAUGAUGAAAUGGAGAAUGAGAGAGACCUCAAAUUAUAUUAUUUAUCAGGACAUUAAUCAAGCCACUUAUUGUUAAAGAUUCAUUUCUAUUAUGAUUAUAAUCAGUAUUGA
Paramecium tetraurelia is the source of this 5175-nucleotide messenger RNA. RefSeq lists its product as uncharacterized. Gene Ontology annotation, molecular function: protein binding; protein-L-isoaspartate (D-aspartate) O-methyltransferase activity. Gene Ontology annotation, biological process: protein modification process. Gene Ontology annotation, cellular component: cytoplasm. NCBI's taxonomy places the organism in Eukaryota, Ciliophora, Oligohymenophorea, Peniculida, Parameciidae. The transcript is spliced from 5 exons. The record is from RefSeq and is a predicted model, not a curated record.